AUGUUAAUAACUGGCCGGAAGUCAGUAUUGGUCAGUCAGUUCGGCCACCCACAUGUCAGCGUGUCUCACCUCUCGUUACACUCUUGCGACACUGGACGUUUUUACUGUCCAUUCGUCUUUUCUCACUGUGUUUAUCGUCCGCCUGCUUUUAUUCUUUCUUUCUUUCUUUCUUUCUUUCUUUUUUUCUUUCUUAUACUUUUUUUGUGCUCUUUCUUUUUUCUUUCUCUCCUUUUCUUCCUUUGUUUUCUUUUACUUGCUUUCUUUCUAUCCUGUUUUCUGAUUUCUGAUGUUUCUUUGUUUCAUUCUACAUUCCUUCGUUCUUUCUUUUCAUAUUCUGUUUUGUGUCUGUUUAUUUUAUUCUUUCCUCCUUUUUCUUCAUUCAUUCUUUUCAUAUUCUUUUUCGUGCUCUCUCUUUUAUAUCUGCUUUCUUUUUUGAUUCUUGUCUUUUUCCUUCAUUUUUUCUUUUCAUAUUUUUGGGGGCUUUUUUCUCUUUUUUGUCUCUCUUUUUUGUUCCUUUUAGUCUUUUUACUUUCUUUAAAUUCUUUCUUUCCAUGUUCUUUUUUAUGCUAUUUCUUUCUUCUUUUUUUUCUUUCUUUGAAUUGGUUUGAAUCAUUUUGUCUUCUUUACUGUCUUUGUUAUUGUUUUCUGUUCCUUCAAAAUGGUUUUCUUUGUUUCUUUCUUUCGCGAUUUUCAUCAUCUUCUUUAUUUCUCCUUUUAUUUAUUUUGGUUCUUUCCUUACAUUCUUAUUUAAUAUCUCUCUCUACUUGCAGCUAUUUCUUCUUUCUUUCUUUCAUUCUUUCUUUCUUUUUCAUUCAUGAUAAUAUACUUUGCUUUCCAGUUUUUUUUAUAUUUCUUUUUUUCAUAUUCCUUUAG
Messenger RNA from Acanthosepion pharaonis, 873 nucleotides. The record is from the annotation of a GenBank genome assembly. Lineage: Eukaryota; Metazoa; Mollusca; Cephalopoda; Sepiida; Sepiidae.